AAAAUGAAUCGCAAAAUGUGUUGGUAAGCGCAUAACUCAACAACGCCUGGACCAAUUUUACCAAUUCUUUUUAAUGUUCGUUGAAGUCCAAGGAUGGUUUCCUUGGUUUUUAAAAAAGGCGAGAAAAAUUCGAAUAAUUCCUGAGAAAAUCCUAAAUACAGCCCUUUUUUCACGCGGGCGAAGCCGCGUGCGGAAAAAUAAUUAUUAACCAUAUAAAUUGACCUAACUGUGAUAAGUUGUUAGGUUUGAUAGAAUUCAUAAUUUAUUUUAUUAUUUUUAGAGAUUAAAAACUUGCUAAUAAAGUAUUAUUUUUUAGUUUAUAUGAUGCGGUAGCGUAGUACGCAUCCGCGUUUUCCACCAGUUCACGGCCUUAAUUACGUUAAACACCAAUCAUUUCCUAUAAUGUUUGGAUCAUAAUCUACUCACAUUAAAUCUUACCAAUCUACAAAACAACCCCCAUCAGGAAUGCGGUACUCGUAGGUGCUACUAUACUACUUUUUAACUUAUGGUCAACAUAGUAUUAAUAAAUUUGAUCUUACUAGGCAGAUACAGAUCUUAAACCUUACUAAACGAUAAGCUGUCGUAGGCCAAGAUUAACUGUUUUAAACAGGAAACUAAAUUAUUUAAACAUAAGGAAAACAGUGGUCAAAACCACGACGAUAUCUGAAACGAGCUAGUAUUCAUAUAUUGCGUUGGUUGAAGAUACGUGCGUCACAUUACACAACGUUAACGUUACUUACUACUUCCAUUAUUUUUAUUUAGUAAGCUGUACUCGUUCCCAAUGCAUGUGGGAAAAAGAGGUGGCAAGAAAAAGAAGUGGAACACUGCGGUUUUGGCGGCCAUGCUGGUGGCCACGGCUGCGGUCGUCGGGUGCCAUCCACAAUCCGCCUGCGACACAUUGGACCAGAAGUAUGCCGCCGCCGGCUCUCGGCGCGCGACGUGGGCGUGGGGGCGCGCGGCCACGCCGGCGGUGCAGGCAGGCGGCGCCGCGCCCGCCCGCGCCGCCGCCGCGCUGCUGGCCGCCGGCCUGCGCCACCGCCUGCGCUACCGCCGCGUGCAGCUCCACCUCCACGACGCCUACUCGAGCCUGUGCUCCUUCGCCAAGCUUAUGCAGACUCAUUGUCAGAACAUAGACAUUUCAAAUGUACCAUGCUUUGGAAAGACGCAAGGAAGCAGAGCUCCUGGCGGCGCNCUGCGCGUGGCGGGCGCGGGCGCGGCGCCGGCGCGGCUGCGGCUGCACGCGCACGUGUCGCGGCGCGCGCCGGCCUGCGACGACCGUCGCUUGAGCCCCGCGCUGCUGGCCGCGCCGCGCCCGCGCCACACCGCCCGCGCGCUGCGCCGCUUCGUCUCCGGCUUCGGGUGGACUCGCCUCGCCGUUCUUUCCGACCGGUCGCAGCUCGCCGCCGAAAUCUACGAGUCCCUUCGGUCCUUCGGCGACUUGAUCCUCUGCGACGUUCCGAUGGACUCGGAUCCGGAGUCGGCGUUGCGAACUUUGAAGAUGCACGAAGCUCGCAUUGUGUUCGUCAAUUCGAACUCGUCCGUCGCCACAACCGUGCUCUGCGCCGCGGGCGAUCGGGGCAUGACGCCGGAGGCCGGCUACGUCUGGAUCCUGCGCGAGUGGCGCGUCGCCGAUGCGGACGUGAGAUGUCGGCGGGAACCGUUCCCGUCGACUCAUUUCACGGUAUCUUUUUGGUGGCGCGGUGGAAAAGUUCCGUGCGCCCUCGACGGUUCGGGCGACCCGGCCAUGAGGAACGCUCUCGAUGCGACGUGGCCCGAUCGCACGUGGCCUCCGCACGCGGCGCCGUUGGCGGACGCGUUGUCGCUGUUGCUGCACGGCUUCCAAAACUUUUUACAUGAACAUCCUCAGAGACGAUAUGACAUACACAGUCAAACGGUCCCUUCCUUAAUUUGGGAAAAUCUCAAUAAACAUCCUAUAGAAGGAGUGAUGCAGACGUUAAAUUUGGACGAACACGGAGUUCGAAACCAUCUCGCUUACGUCGAAAGAUGGCGGUGGCAACCGGAGAGAUGCGUUGACCGUGUGGCGAGUGAACGACGACGAAGCGUUCUCGCCCCGCUGCUACGACGGCGCCUGCUUCACGGGCGCGGCCGCGAGCCUGCUGGCGCUGCCGGCGCUGCUGCUGGCGCGGCGCGUGCGGCGGCGGCGGGCGGCGGCGCGGCCGGCGUGGUGCACCGCGACGUGCGCGCCGCCAACUGCCUGGUGGACGCGCGGCGCUCGCUCAAGCUGGCCGACUUCGGGCUGGCGCGGCGCGCGGGCGCGGGCGCGGGCGCGGAGUACGUGAGCCGGCGGCGCGGGCCGCUGCCGGCGCUGUGGCUGGCGCCCGAGAGCGUGGAGCGCGGCGCGUUCUCGGCGGCGUCGGACGUGUGGGCGCUGGGCGUGCUGCUGCUGGAGCUGGCCACGCUGGGCGCGCGGCCCUACGGCGCCUGGCCGCCGCUGCGCGUGCUGCGCCACGUGGGCGCCGGCGGCCACCCGCCGCUGCCGGUCGACAUCGCGCCCGAAACGUGAGUGUGAUCGUGCGGGCGAGCGGCCUCGAGGCCCCGGUCGGUCCUUCCUUCGAACUCCUGCGUUCACCGUUGCGGGUUCAAUGGCAAUUCAACUGUCCCACCGGGACUGACUCGUCUUCGCUGGUCGGGUUUCUUAUUGGCGGCUAACAGGAGUCUUCUGUUGAGUGCUAAAAUUCUAGCUACACAAGUUGCAGCGCGGUGGGAUAGAAUCAGAGAGUUGAAGAACCCUCGUAACAAACGAUUUUUAAACAAUUAUUGUAGGCACACCACACGUUGCAGUUCCGUUCCCCGAAUGUUAUAAAUAAACCAACGCAUGAUAAAACAUCCCAACUAAUAUUAUAAAUGCGAAAGUAACUCUGU
Molecule: messenger RNA, 2883 nt
Organism: Ostrinia furnacalis (Asian corn borer)
Lineage: Eukaryota; Metazoa; Arthropoda; Insecta; Lepidoptera; Crambidae
Exons: 5
Coding region: 782-2524 (580 amino acids)
Biological process (GO): multicellular organism development; protein phosphorylation; positive regulation of kinase activity
Cellular component (GO): signaling receptor complex; plasma membrane
Molecular function (GO): transmembrane receptor protein tyrosine kinase activity; ATP binding
Source: RefSeq, a predicted model, not a curated record